UCAGCGCUGAUGCUGUGCGGCGGAACAUCGCACACGCUUGCUAUGGCGGACGGACUUCCCUACGUCUAAAUAAAAACGCAGCUCUCCAGAGAAAUAUAUUAAUCAACAUAACCGGACAACAAUUCAUUUCGUAUCUAAAGAAAUCCGAGUCAUUCUGGUCGAGGUGAAAUUAGACUGAGAUCAGAAUGACCAAUGAAGAACCUCUACCGAAGAAGGUUCGCCUUAGUGAAUCAGACAUGAAGACACUGACUCGAGAGGAACUGUGUACUCGGUGGAAGCAGCACGAAGCUUACGUCCAGAUGCUUGAGGCGAAAUAUGCUGAUUUAAAUUCCAAUGAUGUGACGGGGUUGAAGGAGUCGGAGGAGAAGUUGAAGCAGCAACAGCAGGAGUCUGCACGCCGAGAGAACAUUCUGGUCAUGAGGCUUGCUACCAAGGAGCAGGAAAUGCAAGAGUGUACAACCCAAAUCCAGUACCUGAAGCAAGUCCAGCAACCGAGUGCGGCUCAGCUGAGAUCCUCCACGGUAGACCCAGCCAUCAACUUAUUUUUCCUCAAAAUGAAGGCUGAACUGGAACAGACUAAAGACAAACUGGAGCAAGCCCAAAAUGAACUGAGUGCCUGGAAAUUUACACCUGAUAGCCAGACUGGUAAGAAGCUGAUGGCGAAAUGUCGCAUGCUGAUCCAGGAGAAUCAGGAGUUAGGCAGGCAGCUGUCUCAGGGGCGCAUCGCCCAGCUGGAGGCUGAGCUCGCCUUGCAGAAGAAAUACAGCGAGGAGCUCAAGAGCAGCCAAGAUGAACUGAAUGACUUCAUUAUUCAGCUGGAUGAGGAGGUGGAAGGGAUGCAGAGCACUAUCUUGGUACUUCAGCAGCAGCUGAAGGAGUCCAGACAGCAGUUGUCUCAGAUGUCCCAGACCCAAGGAACUUCUAGCGGAGCUGGUCCAAGCAAACCUUCCCCUUCGGCCGCCUCUGAACCUUCCCUUCAAAGUGAAGCAGCAAACACCUCCAGUUCAGCUGUGGGAAAAGACUGCGGAAGAGUAUCCAACGGACCCUCCAAUGGUAACUCGUCUCAAAGGGGUGCAUCUGGGUCCAGUCUGUACAGGGAAGCAAGCAGUGCAGAUGAAGAUUACCCACCAUCACCUUCUGUUUCCACCCCCACCCAUGGUGGUACAUCAAAACUUUCCCACCACUCGGAAGAUGCAUUAAGCCAGAGGGGCGGAGAAGGGUAUGUGACUCAGCUAAGCGCAGGCUAUGAAAGCGUGGACUCACCUACAGGCAGUGAGACGUCAGUGACCCAGCACUCGAACGAUACAGACUCCAAUGCUGACUCCCAUGAGGCCGCUGCUGUCUCCAAAGGCAGUAGGACUGCGGGUAUGCGGCACAGCUCUCAGAACGGCCUGGACUCGAGUGCAGCAACGGUUGCCACCAAAUCCUCCAAUGCCUCCACGGGGUCUGUUUUGUAACAUUCUUACAAUUUCAGUGUUUCGUUUUUUACGUAACUCAUGACAAACAAGAAAUUCACUUGAGGCCAGUUUGUUCUUGUUUGUGAAUCCGUCAAAUGCAUCUUUUUGUUCUACUCGACGUCCCAUCAUAACCCAUUUCAGUGCAUUUGAAACGUGCUCAAAGCCGAUUACGUUUAUUAAAUAAGCAACAUUAAAAUAAGUUUGUAUAUCUGAUUUUUUAUAAGUGAUUUUUAAACCAUUUUUCCUCUUCAGAGUCUGUUGAAAUAACAUGAACACCACUGAUUCUGUACUGUUCAUUUGCUCACUCGCUGGAAGCAGAAAUCCUUUAGCUAUGUGUGCUGUAUCAUAAUGCUCUGUUAAGUCUUGAAGCUGCAAGUUCGGAGAGUCCUUAGUUUCCUGAUGUUGCCUUUUUUGUUACUCUACAUGACGGGAAAACAUUUUUGUUUCACUUGUGUGUAGUUUGAGAUGUAUCUUGUUCAAUUCAGUUAAAUUCAAUCCUUUUCAUGUACUGACCAAAUAUCAAUAAAGAGUUUUAAUAUGACA
Molecule: messenger RNA, 2000 nt
Organism: Paramisgurnus dabryanus
Lineage: Eukaryota; Metazoa; Chordata; Actinopteri; Cypriniformes; Cobitidae
Source: RefSeq, a predicted model, not a curated record